AUGACUGAUCCAAGGUCAAAGGUGACCGUCCCGGACCCGGCUGUCAAGACCUUCAUGGAGGGUGCAGCCAACAGGUGUGUGGAGGUUGGACAAGCAACAACAGACAGCAGCGAAGACGAGGUCUCCAGCACUGCCCUGGCCAGCUCACCCACUGCAGCAAGGAACAGGGCCGGUUCUGCUCUCACGCACCUGAGACUGGCUUACCUGCACCGACGCCACCAGGGCCAGCUCUCCUGCCUGCUGCAGGCGACAAGGGCUGAGACGUGGGUUAACAUAGGUUCUGUGGAAUUUAACCACACCCGAAAACUCCGCAACCUUUCCUUGAAACAAGAGUUUCUUGACUCCCGGCCUCUUUCUCCUGGCCUGGAGGAGAGUCGCCGCGGUUUCCUGCUUCAACGUUGCUUGAACAGAACCCUGCGCUCCACCCCUCCGACCCCAGCCGGCUGCUCCAAGCCAGAACCUUCUGCCCCCUCAGGCUCCAGCGUCGCCACCACGCCUUGCCCAGCCGCUGCCAUGACCACCGUGCCUCCCUCUCAAGUGCGCCAGAACUACCACCAGGACUCGGAGGCUGCCAUCAACCGCCAGAUCAACCUGGAACUAUAUGCCUCCUACGUCUACCUGUCUAUGUCUUGCUACUUCGACCGGGAUGCUGUGGCUCUGAGGAACUUUGCCAAAUAUUUUCUCCACCAAUCUCAUGAGAAGAGAGAACACGCUGAGAAACUGAUGAAGCUGCAGAAUGAACGAGGCGGCCGAAUCUUCCUGCAGGAUAUCAAGAAACCAGACCGUGAUGACUGGGAGAACGGGCUGAACGCAAUGGAGUCCUCGCUGCACCUGGAAAAGGGUGCGAAUCAGUCACUCCUGCAACUGCACAAACUGGCUACUGACAAAAAUGACCGCCACUUGUGUGACUUCAUUGAGACGCGUUACCUGAGUGAGCAGGUGAAAUCCAUCAAGGAACUGGGUGACCACGUGACCAACUUGCGCAAGAUGGGAGCCCCUGAAGCUGGCAAGGCAGAAUAUCUGUUUGAUAAGCACACCCUGGGCCACAGUAAUGACAGCUAAGCUGACUUCCCCAGAGCCACAGUGACUUUACUGGUCACUGAGGCAGUGCGUGCAUGUCGGGCUGCCUUUAUCUUUUCUAUGAGUCGCACCAAAACAUCCGCU
Molecule: messenger RNA, 1164 nt
Organism: Alexandromys fortis (reed vole)
Lineage: Eukaryota; Metazoa; Chordata; Mammalia; Rodentia; Cricetidae
Product: ferritin heavy chain-like
Biological process (GO): intracellular iron ion homeostasis; iron ion transport
Cellular component (GO): cytoplasm
Molecular function (GO): ferrous iron binding; ferric iron binding
Source: RefSeq, a predicted model, not a curated record